This is a messenger RNA of Cryptomeria japonica (Japanese cedar), 1086 nucleotides long. RefSeq names its product putative disease resistance protein At4g19050. The transcript is spliced from 2 exons. The coding region runs from base 1 to 1086 and encodes 361 amino acids. Lineage: Eukaryota; Viridiplantae; Streptophyta; Pinopsida; Cupressales; Cupressaceae. The record is from RefSeq and is a predicted model, not a curated record.
AUGAGAAAGCUCGAGUAUUUGAACCUCAGCUUUUGCAAGAAACUAGAAGAUUUGCCUUGUCAAAUCAUAAAUCAGGUGUCCCUGACAGUGUUGGAUCUACAAGGUUGUAUCAGUUUAAGGGGUUCAACAACAAACAUUGGUGAACUGGGCAGCUUAAAGUCGCUAACAAUUGAGAGUCUUUUGUUGUCAAGCUUGCUGAAUUUUCCUGGAAGAUUAUGCUCGUUGAUAAAUAUGUCAAUAGUAAAUUCUGUCAGUGAAACGACUUUUGAUGCCGGGGCUGCUGCUUCAUAUAAAAUGCUUAAGAAAAAAGACUUAGAAGAUUGCAAACAAUUUUCCAGGAUGUUAAUUUCCAAUGAUUGUUGUCCCAGUCUUGAAACUCUCGAAAUUUGGUGGAAUUACCAUUUAAUGGAGAUAAAGACGCUUCCAGUAUCACUCAAGAUUUUAGAUAUAUGCAAUUGCAAAGUGCUGAAGAACAUCAGGUGUAUUGGUAGUCUCGCAAACCUUAAGAAACUGGAAAUAUCUGACUGUCCGGAGAUAGAAGAGCUUCCAAGCUUCUUAUACUUGGCUUCACUGAAAAAAUUCAGAAUUAGUGAAUGCCCAAAAGUUGAGAAAAUAGAAGGUUUGGAACACUGUAAGUCAUUGAAGACACUGAAAAUAGGCUUGAAAGUACCAGGUAUACCGAAUUUGGAGAAAAUGCAAAGAUUGGAAAGGCUAGAGCUCGAAUGCGACACCAUAUCAGCUCUUAAACCUUGUAUUCAGUCUAUGAAGGAAUGUCCAAGCGAAAUGGAGAUACAAGGUAGCGUGAUCAAUUUUGUGAAGUCAACAGUAAACUCUUUGGGGUUUCCUGGUCUUACGGUCACAGAGAUGGAAGCUGGGUCCGAUCUCUUAAAGAUUCGAGAUUCCGCUUAUAUUUUGUAUUAUGAUGAGAAGAGUCAAGUUGUAUAUAUAGGUGUGUUCCGCCAAAACGCAGGCUAUUGUACGUACAACUACGCCACUAGAUUUACAGGCAAUAAAGCAAUGGUAGUGACAGGCCAAGAGGGAAGAGUUGUGGAAGCUUUUUACCAAUUAUUCGCACUCCUGGAAUAG